AGGAGAAAGUACUGAUGGGCGCGGAUGGGGACGCUCUGGCAGCUCCCACACUCUCAGGUGACAAUUGGCCGUACUAUCCCGCUGCCCAGCCCCAGUAUUCCCUUCCCCAACUAAAUCUUAUUCUCUCAUACCUCCAUGGAAACUACACGCGCUCUUCCAUUGCAACUAACUACUAUUCUGAUCAACCAGUCAAAACCCAUCUUCUUUCUAUUAAAUCUCUCUCUCUCUCUAAAAUUGAACCCCAGCUACUCCAGCUGUCUUCAAAUUUUCUUCUACAUUACACAUCAUAAGCAUUUCUUAUUGGGCAACUGUCAGUGUCUCUCCUCAAAGUCAUCUGCCUUCCAUUUCUGUCUCACUCUCUCUCUCUCUCUCUCUCUCCUACCCUUCUUGUCUUACCUGCAGGUCUCCGCGCUUUGCCUUGAAAUUAUACCUUCUCUUCUUCCCCUGCUUAAAUGGUUGUCUACCUUCUUUUCUUCCUUUUCCAGCAAAGAAUGAUCACUGCUUGAUUUUUAGUUCACUUGACUUGAACAUAGGCAGCUCAGCAUAUCAUACUAUUGCAAGAAUGGCUGCCCCGCCUAGUAGCCGCCUGCAGAGUAUGCUACAGGCAGCGGCGCAAUCUGUUCAAUGGACUUACAGUCUCUUUUGGCAAAUUUGUCCCCAGCAACGUAUCGACUUUGGUUCAGGAUCUUAGUAUGGGGAGAUGGGUAUUACAAUGGAGCUAUCAAGACUAGAAAGACAGUGCAACCAAUGGAGGUUGGUGCCGAGGAGGCCUCUUUGCAAAGAAGCCAGCAGCUUAGAGAUCUUUAUGAGUCAUUGUCUGCAGGAGAGACGAAACAGACGGCAAGGAGGCCUAGUGCAGCGUUGUCCCCGGAGGACUUAACGGAGUCUGAGUGGUUCUAUUUGAUGUGUGUGUCCUUCUCUUUUCCUCCUGGUACGGGUUUACCGGGGAAGGCAUAUGCACGGCUGCAGCACGUAUGGCUCACCGGUGCAAAUGAGAGUGAUAGCAAAACUUUUUCUCGGGCUAUUCUUGCCAAGAGUGCUCAUAUACAGACUGUAGUAUGCAUCCCUCUUCUUGAUGGUGUUGUUGAGCUCGGAACAACUGAGAAGGUUCAAGAGGACCUUGGAUUUGUCCAACGAGUGAAGAGCAUCUUCACUGACCACCACCACCCUAUUUCCCUACCACCAAAACCAGCUCUCUCCGAACACUCAACUUCCAACACCGACACAUCUUCAGACCAACGUCCCCACUUCCAGUCUCCCAUACCCUCCAUAUAUGGUGCCACAGAUCCUCCCACCAAUGAUAACCAAGACGAUGACGAUGACGAUGACGAGGAGGAAGAAGACGAUGAUGAAGAAGAGGAAGAAAGGUCUGACUCAGAAGGAGAAACAGGUCGAAACGCUCGUUCAGUCCCUACUCAGGCUGAAACAGUAACAGCAGAGCCAAGUGAACUGAUGCAAUUGGAGAUGUCGGAGGAUAUUCGGCUUGGCUCACCGGACGAUGGGUCUAAUAACAUGGAAUCAGAUUUCCAGUUGAUCAGCUCAGGGAAACUUACAGGGCAUCACCAGAGUCGAGCUGACUCGUUGAGAGCGGAGUCAGCUGGGAGGUGGGUGAUGGUGCAAGACCCUUUGUGUAGUAGUCUUGAGCCAGUAGCUGCAGCAGGUAAUAGACCAGUAGGGCCACAUGCACUCAAAGAGAUGGCGCAAGAAGACACUCACUACUCCCAAACAGUCUCCGGCAUCCUCCAGAACCAGCGCAUCCGUUGGGCCGAGUCAUCCUCCCUCCCUUACCUCUCAUACUCCAACCAAUCAGCCUUCACUAAGUGCACAAACCGCUGCUCCGAUCACCUUCUCCACUUGCCCAUCGAAGGCCCUUCCCAGUGGUUUCUCAAGUACAUUCUCUUCAGCGUACCCUACCUCCACCAUAAGUACCUCGAAGAAAAUUCACCCAAGCCACGUGAUGGCGACGACGCUAAUCGCUUCCGCAAAGGCGGUGCCGCUCUGGAUGAGCUCAGUGCCAACCACGUGCUCGCCGAGCGCCGACGUCGAGAGAAGCUCAACGAGAGGUUUAUGAUACUAAGGUCGCUAGUGCCGUUUGUCACCAAAAUGGACAAGGCCUCGAUAUUGGGGGACACCAUCGAUUACGUGAAGCAGCUCCGUCAAAAGAUUCAGGAGUUGGAAGCGCGUAACCGGCAGAUGGAGAUUGAGCAACGGUCAAGAUUGGUAGACCCACCGCAGAGAACAUCUAGCUUGAAAGAGCAAAGGAGCGCAGUCCCCGUGAUGGAUCGGGCUAGGAUUGUUCCGGGUUCCGGACCCACAUCAGAUAAGAAGAAGCUAAGGAUAGUGGACGGUAGCGGUGGGUGCACGAAGCCUAAGACGGUAGAGACAUCGCCGUUGGUGGAAGCGGAGACCAGUGUAGAGGUGUCGAUAAUAGAGUGCGAUGCAUUGCUAGAGAUACAAUGUGGGUACAGAGAAGGGCUGUUACUCGAUAUCAUGCAAAUGCUUCGGGAAAUUCGGAUAGAAAUCACAGCAGUUCAGUCUUCUUUGAAUAAUGGAGUGCUUAUGGCUGAACUAAGGGCUAAGGUAAAAGACAAUGUUGCUGGAAAGAAGGUAAGCAUUGUGGAGGUAAAGAGGGCAAUCCAUCAGAUAAUUCCCUAAUCCUCGUGACUGACUUUUCUGUAUUUGUAGUUGUAGAUUACCUAAGGCUUUUACCCUUUUUCUUCUCCUUUUUGUAAGUGAUGAUCAUCUCAGUUAGGUGUGUAUAAUUUUAGAAACAUAUUAUUGUAGGGUUGAGACCAGGAGGUCAUUCCUGAAAUGUAAUCGACAAGUCCUUUAAGUUUCAGCGUAGCAUGUAUUAUUUUUAGCACCAAGAAAUAAAAUAUUUUUAUUGUUCCA
Hevea brasiliensis (rubber tree) is the source of this 2892-nucleotide messenger RNA. Its product is annotated as transcription factor BHLH42. Gene Ontology annotation, molecular function: protein dimerization activity. The coding region runs from base 625 to 2655 and encodes 676 amino acids. The record is from RefSeq and is a predicted model, not a curated record. The transcript is spliced from 7 exons. Lineage: Eukaryota; Viridiplantae; Streptophyta; Magnoliopsida; Malpighiales; Euphorbiaceae.